UCAGUGGAUCAUCGACGGAGAGCUGGAAGUGUCCAUCUGGUUCCAACUUCUUAUUUCAUAGAUGGAAACAGAGCUGGAAAGGACCUUAUUGUACAACUCCCUCAUUAUACAGAUGUGGAAACUGAGCCUGGUAAAGUUAAGUGAUUUGCCCAGUCAGACUCAUUCAGCUGGUAAUUGUCUGAAUUAGGAUCUCCGACUCUAAGAGGAGCCCUUUCCUAUCUGUGCCUUCCCAGGCUGCUUCCCUCCCCCCCAUCCUCCCAUAGAAUGUUCCUGAGUCCCUCGGCCUUGCUCUCACUCUUUUCUCCCCUCCCCCACCGCAGAAUGCCCUGGUUUCUAGGUUCCAGUUCUGUUUUGAUUCAAUCUUUUCCCUUCUGCUACCCUCAAUUCUUGGGCAGCUACUGUAACCAGGUGGCCCUCCGGGCUCUGGACCUGACCCUUGUCCCAUCCUGGAGGCUGCUAGGCAGCCCCGAUUAGUGCCCAAGCCAGAGGGCCCAGUCUCAGAUGGAGCUCCUCCAUUGUCUGGACCUGAAAUGACCCCGAAGUCCGGCCCUGUCCCACCCUGUACUUCACUUCCAUUACCCCCACCCCCUCCAGGACCAUCAGACAAGCCUCCUUGGGAGCCAUCACCCCAAGCUCCCAUUUCUUCACCAUUCCCUCCUGGUAGCCCUCUGGUUCUGUCUGCUUUCCCUAGUACACUGCUGGUGACAGGGGAUGGGGGAGCAGGCCCUAGUGGGGGCGGGGCUGGCAAGGUCAUCGUCAAAGUCAAGACAGAGGGUGGUCCAGCGGAGGCCCCCCGAACUCAGACCUUUAUCCUUACUCAGACUGCCCUCAACUGGAUUGCCCCAGGUCCUCCCCGUGGGGGCCCUGAAGGACCCACUCCCCGGUUCCUGGCAGCCACCAAUGUCAAGACCAUUCUUCUUGCAAAGGCUGUUGGGGUGGCCCAGGCUGGUGAAGGAGAGGGACCCCCAACCCAUCCUCCCCUCGCCCCACCACCCACUGCCCAGCUAGCCCCUAUUGUACCCCCAGAAAAGGCUUGGCGGGGGCCAGAUGGCACUCCUGGAGAGGGAGGCCCACCCCCUCCUCGGCCCAAACCCUCUCUGGGUGACCUUUCCUGCACCUCCAAGGGUGUAUAUGAGAAUUUUCGUCGCUGGCAACGUUACAAGGCACUGGCCCGGAGACAUCUACCCCGGAGCCCUGAUGCAGAAGCCCUUUCCUGCUUCCUCAUCCCAGUGCUUCGUUCGUUGGCCCGGCUAAAGCCAGCGAUGACCCUGGAGGAUGGACUGCCACGGGCGGUGCAGGAGUGGGAGCGCAGUAGCAACUUUGACCGAAUGAUCUUCUACGAGAUGGCAGAAAAGUUCAUGGAGUUUGAGGCUGAGGAGGAAAUGCAGAUUCAGAAGGUGCAACUGAUGAGUGGGUCUCAGUGCUUGCCUCCUCCAGCCCCCCCUAAGCUUGAUCCCCCAGGACCCUCAGUCCCUGAGAUAUGUCAGCAACAAGUUUACAUCCCAAAGAAGGCAGCUUCUAAGAGUCGACCCCCCCGCCGUCGCCAACGCCGACCCCCUCGCCCUUCUGCCCCUGAAGCACCCAAAGAGAUCCCACCAGAAGCUGUGAAGCAGUAUGCUGACAUCAUGGCGGGGCUGGUAGGAGUUCCCCAUGCUGCCACUGGGGAACCAGAGGGGAAACAUGAUGAUGAAGAAGAGGAGGAGGAGGAGGAUGAAGAGGAGGCCUAUCCUGAUCCUGGACUGCUGAGUUACAUUGAGGAGCUGUGUGCUCAGGAUGUCUUUGUUUCCAAGGUUGAGGCAGUGAUUCAUCCUAGGUUUUUGGCAGAGGUGCUGUCUCCAGAGCAACAGAGGGAUCCCCUGGCCUUAAGCGAGGAACUAGAACAGGAAGAAGGACUCACUCCCACUCAGCUAGUGCAAAAGCGGCUAUUGGCAUUGGAAGAGGAAGAGGAAGAGGAGCCCCCAAGCUGCAGUGGAGCCCAAUCAGACUCUAGUCCUUCUCCAUCUGAUGAGGAGGAAGAUGGGGGUGGGCGGCUUCGACCCUCACCUGGGGCUCGUAUGGCUGGGGGCAUUGUCCGCCUGGGGAAGACGGUUUCUCCAGAAAAACGGGCAAGGGGAGAAGGACAUGGGCAGGACAGGGCAGCAGAAGGCCCAAGGGGAGUAGGAAGGGAAGGUAAUGCUUUGUCAUCCCCUAGUAGCUGGGACCUUCGACUAGACAUCUCCACUCCACGAGUAACUAGGGGCCUUUUAGGGGUGGAGGGCAGAGGGUCGGGGAAAGGUACUGCCCUGGUGUCUUUGUAUCAGGAAGGCAACUCAGGAGGGCCUGGAGACCAAGGGGACCAUUUGGUGACUGAGGGGAUCCUAGAAUCCUCUCCCCACAGCUGGCAAAAAGGACCUCAUUUGGAGGGAGCCACCCAUUUGGAGGCUGGACCUCCAGAACCAGUUGAUUUCACUACUUCUUCACAAGAUCAGGGAAUGGGACAACAGGUCACCGGUCUCAGGAAGGGGUGCCAGGUGACAGGUCUUGGGAUGCUUCCUCAAGGGAAGGAGCCAUCUUCUGCUUCCCAGGAAGAGACUGUGGUGGGGACUUCUUGGAGAGAUGAUAGAGGAGCUCCCAUGAUCAAAGGCGUGAGCCAGAGCCCCUCCUCCAGAGCAGCUGGGGAUAGGGAGAGGACCCCAUUCAGCUCAGCCCCUUGGGUGAGUAGCAAGGGGGACUUCACAAAUUUGGAAGUGUUCCCAGAACAGACUGAGGGGAUCAGAAAAAUAUCUCAGUAUGUAGAGUACAUAACAGAGUUUCAGGGAGACUGCCAUGCUCUACUACCACAAAGCCACAUUUCUUCCUUGGGCCACAGAGGAAUACUUGAGGACACAGAAAAAAGUUUUGCCUCGUCUGAGGACAAAAAUGACAUAAGUCCCCUAGAAAAUGGUAACUACUACAAUCUUUCAGAGCUCCUGAGGGCCAGCAGCCCCAUUUUAGGGAUUGAAGGACACAUCUUUGGAAAUGGAACGGAUCUUAGUGAUUUGUAUCCUGAAGGUAACUCCUCAAUAGAGGGAAAAAAUGGUGCCUCCAACCUGGAGUCUGCCAAAAACACACUCUCCCCUAGAUGUCAAGAACGUGACCUACUGUUGGGGUCUGGAGAAGGUUCCUCUUUUCCAGGGAUGGGGUAUGAUGUUAGUAUAAGUGGCAGUAAAGCAAACUCAGGUUCUCCUGUUCGGGAAACCACAGAGAAUGGCAAUUUACUGGCUAUCAGAGACGACCAUGACCUCCAAUUAAUUAUUGGAGUUAACUCAAGUUCACCAAACGGUGCAUGUCACGAAUGCCAAAGAGCGAGCAGAGAGGAGCUUAGCCUACUAAAGUGCAAAGACACAAGUCUCUCAGCAGGGACCAAAGGUGACUCUCACACACCAGAGUCCCAAGAACCAAUCUCCUCUAAUCAGUGUCUUGGGGACACCCCCCCAACCCCAGAAACUAGUGACCCUGUGGUUCUUGGAGAAACCUCGUCAGGAAAAGAAACACCUAGACCCACAGAUAGGGAUGGUAAAGAACAAGAGGAGGAAGAGGAUGAUGAUGAACUUUCUAACUUUGCUUUCCUCUUGGCCUCUAAACUUAGUUUGACCUCAGAGGGGUUGCCCCUUAGUCCUCUACCUGCCCCUACAGAGGUUACGGAUCGAGCAUCCCCCUCACCAUCUCCAGAGGCUUUGCCCGUACCCAAGUCUGGGAAACGUGCUCUGAGCAGUGAACGGUCCCCUGCAGAAAAAAGGCCCUGCCGGGGGGGUGAAGUAGCUGUCUCUGGGGAACUGCCCUUGAAUUUGGGGGAAGAACCGACUGUAAAGCCCCGAAAAAGGCGCCGUGAGGGUCAUGUCCCAGGGAGGAGGAAGAAGCGAAGGAGGAGCUUGUAGGGGGCAGCCACAUGGCCCAGCCCAUGAGGAGUUAUUCUCCAGGCAUGGGUUCUCAGAGUGGAUCUGGGCCCUGCUGCACUCGGUCAGAGCUCUCUAAUCUUCUCAGCCAUUCUUUUCUGGCUGCUCUAUAAAUAUGAUGAGGUUUGGGAGAGGUCAGCAAUUGACCUGCAUGGAGAUGACCACCUCAGUGAGAAGUGAGAUGUGAGAGGACCCUCGGGAGAGCUUUAUGAGAAAGUGAAUUAAAGACAUCCCUGUUGGAAAUGGUCUGCAGUGAAUCUGUCUUUUGUUCUGUCUUUGCUGCCAGGGGAACUGAGGCAGAGUAGAGGAAGGGAGACAUCACAGGGGAUCCCAGGUUCUAUGUGUGCACAGAGGAUAUGGGAUCCUGUCCUCCAGCCUCGUGCUCUCUCCCUGCAGCCGUCAUCAGGAGAGAACAGGUUGGCUUCCAUGUCCAUCUCCUGGGUUUGAUAGGGUUCUUCAGGUAUUUCAUCCAUCCCCUUUCCCAACCCCUGACAGAUGACAGCCCUAUGCUGAGAUAGCUCUAAGAGGAGUCAACUGGCCUCACUGCAUCAUCUGUCUUCAUGUCUUACAGUCCUCACCAAUGCUCUCAUCCUCUGCUCCUCCUUUCCCUCUCCAAAGGCUGCUGUCAGCUGUGCUGUGGGCCGCCUUCUAUUUCUUACCUCUACAUCCACAAGGCUGCAAGGCUGGGAGGCUGUAAGCCAGAGGACUUUGAGCCUGGGGAAGAAGAGAGUUUUGAU
This is a messenger RNA of Antechinus flavipes (yellow-footed antechinus), 4651 nucleotides long. RefSeq names its product NUT midline carcinoma family member 1 (gene NUTM1). NCBI's taxonomy places the organism in Eukaryota, Metazoa, Chordata, Mammalia, Dasyuromorphia, Dasyuridae. The record is from RefSeq and is a predicted model, not a curated record. The coding region runs from base 531 to 3896 and encodes 1121 amino acids. The transcript has 9 exons.